AUGUGCACUCUAUGAAGGGGGAGGUAUGUAUUCACAAUGAGGGGCGAUGCCAUCAUACCCAAUGCUGGCUGCGUGUUCCACCCAGCUCCCUCAUACAACCAACACAUGCUAAAGAGAACCAGCUUGGAGCACUGCAGCAGGCAGCUGUGGAGGAUUCAUAAUAAGAGCAUCGAGCCCCAAGCUGCAGGAGAAGGAGGGAGGGAGUGAGGACUUUCCUCCUGUCAGAGGUUGAGGAGGGAGGGGGGCAUCAGAUGCUUCUGCUCCAAAGAACCUGCAUGCCGGGGUCUCAUUCCGCUCUGUAGACCAUUGUAGCCGGAAUUGCAAGCGUUAAAGGCAGCAGGAGGCUUGUGCUGCAACAUGAACCUGCAUCAAGGGUGUUCCAUGCCGCCUCAGCCUCCUUCUCCGUACAACCACCGUAUGAUGGACUAAAAUUCUGCUUCGUGGUUCCCCGCAAAGGAUAUCUGUCUUUGUCGUGGACCCAUCAGGCGAGCAGCUAUGUGCAGCAACCAAGUCAGCUUUCAGGAUGAGCAGUGUAAAUUCUAUUCCUAUAUGUUCUACCAGGCCGUGCGGGACCAGGAACCCGUCUGGAAGCUGGAGGAGAUGCGGACCAUGGCGUAUUUUCACUGGGAAGAAGACGCCAGCUUGAGAUGCUAUUCCCCCUCCGACGCUCUCAUGUACGCCGUGGUGCAUAAUCAUCUGCGCUAUGCCCAAUAUCUGCUGUCUCACUUCCCGGAGGAAGCUCUCAAAGUACCAGGUAUCAAAUUCUGCUGCUGUCCUCCGUCGGCACCACACCUGGCCCUGGCCGUCACCUACGACAGGAGAGACAUUCUAAUCAUGAUCAUCAAGAUCUCCCACAAGCUGCCGAGCCUGCAUUCCUACAUCAACAGAGGCAGCUGCUUCCAUCUUUCGGACGGGAAGACCCCGCUGCACCUGGCCUGCGAGCUGCUCAGCGCCGAAACGGUCUUGAUCCUGCUGGGCAACGGGGCAUCUCCGAAGAUCCUGGACCGCAAAGGGGAGACACCUCUGGAUAUCAUACUGGAGCAGCUGUGGAGCUCCAAGGUCAACGUGGACUCGAAAAAACUGUGCCUGAAUUAUUUGCUGCUCUUCUCCCCGUCCCUGAAAUUCAAAAUGAGGAAGAUCUUGAAGGAGAACCCAGAAUUCUGGACUCCGCUGCUGGGGGAAGACAAAUUCAAUUACCUGGUGGGCAACACGCCUGCCACCUUGUAUCUGACAGCUAUGCAAAAGGUCCUGCGGUGUCUGUCCCCUGCCCACUUUCCACACAGCAUCAAGGCGCUCCCCAUACCUCACGCUUUGAAGCCAUUGCCUGGGACAGGUUAAAAGACUUCUUCAUCAUUCCAACCUGAGACCUUCCCCCCUCCCCCCCAAAAAAUGAAAUA
Messenger RNA from Nanorana parkeri, 1397 nucleotides. RefSeq names its product ankyrin repeat domain-containing protein 9-like. The transcript has a single exon. NCBI's taxonomy places the organism in Eukaryota, Metazoa, Chordata, Amphibia, Anura, Dicroglossidae. The record is from RefSeq and is a predicted model, not a curated record. Gene Ontology annotation, molecular function: protein binding. Bases 496 to 1338 code for a protein of 280 amino acids.